Messenger RNA from Sardina pilchardus (European sardine), 10435 nucleotides. RefSeq names its product misshapen-like kinase 1 (gene mink1). The transcript is spliced from 31 exons. Gene Ontology annotation, molecular function: protein kinase activity; ATP binding. The record is from RefSeq and is a predicted model, not a curated record. Lineage: Eukaryota; Metazoa; Chordata; Actinopteri; Clupeiformes; Clupeidae. Bases 1244 to 5080 code for a protein of 1278 amino acids. Gene Ontology annotation, biological process: protein phosphorylation.
CCCGACCUUACAGAGAAAAACAGGAUCGUACCAAAACGGAAAUAAGUUGGCCACAGUUGUCGCGUCGUCUCUGGUGUAGUAGAUAUGGAUUGAAAGCGCAUAUGUUUUUGUAGGCUAUUUGUCGUUCACAUUUUAAUUUGCACAUUUUGGAGCAUUAUUUGUUUCCUCGAAUGCUCCGUAGCAAGCAUUAAAGAAGGCCCAGGCGGCGACGACAGGUUUUAUUCUUUAUUUUAUUUUUUUGUAUUAUUUCCUUUUCCCUAUUCGCUUCGACGAAUCAGUGAGGGCAGUGCGCACAACCUAAGGCGACACUGAUUGCAAACGGAAUGAAAGUUUGUGAAGAGGGAAUAUUCGACGCAGGUAUUCUACAUGGCUGGGCGUGGAAUAUAACUUGUGCUGGUGGCGUCUACAACAAAUACUUGUAAUUGCCUCCCAAGAAAGGCAAAUUCGUAGAUGACAGUAAGCGAACUACUAAAACAUAACGCUGGAUAUCUGUUAGACGUGUGCGUGGGUAGCUUGGUAACACUAAUGUUAUGGCAGCCAGUCGAGGUUGAUGCGGAUAUUCACCACAGGCACUCUUGUUUAUUAGCUUGGCUAGUCAGUUAGCGGGUUACUUAGCCACAACUUUUUGCAACACGACAUAUAUUAGCUACUAUCUUAAAGGCUGCGCUUGUGUAAAAAGGUGGCAGUUUCCGUUCCGUUUGGCUCCGGUAGCCCAGCGAGGCAUUUUGCCUACGCAGUGUUGUUAAAAUGAACGCAGAUAAGGGGUGCACCACACCAGAUAUUAUCGGGUCUCCGUGUCCACACUAUCGAAGUGGUACUUCAAGCUAAUAUAAUGUUGCGGUGCAAUCUUGAAGAUUAACGUAUAGCUACCAGCUGUAGAGCUAACUAACAUCGGAUCAAAAUAUCUGCUCAAUCCGAUGACUGUGGAUGAUGACACGCUGUUAAUUAGAUAUCAAUCCAGACUUGCAUAUUGGCAGAACGUUUGCAGCCUAGUUUUUUCCAGGCAGAACAUUUCUUCUCAGUUUACAGUAACGUUAUUCAAUGUUCCAUUCCGCUGGCUAGCCAGCUAGUUUCAGUGUGAGUCCUGACUAGUUGUGUUUAUCUGGAUGUCAUAAGUUCCCCCCCAGAAGUACCAAUUCGUUUCUUUGUAAAAACCAAUAACAGGCAUCCUGUUGAUAUUUUGUGACACUCCUUGGAUUUCUUAGCUUGCGAACGGUGACUUGAGUCAGAAUUCUGGGCCACAAUGACAGAAAACGCACCCACACGAAGUCUUGAUGACAUCGACCUCGCAGCCCUGCGGGACCCAGCAGGGAUCUUCGAGCUGGUGGAGGUCGUUGGCAACGGCACCUACGGACAGGUGUACAAGGGGCGACAUGUGAAGACGGGACAGCUGGCUGCCAUCAAGGUGAUGGAUGUGACGGAGGAGGAGGAAGAGGAGAUCAAGGCGGAGAUCAACAUGCUGAAGAAGUACAGCCACCACCGCAACAUCGCCACCUACUACGGGGCCUUCGUCAAGAAGAGUCCGCCGGGACAUGAUGACCAGCUCUGGCUGGUGAUGGAGUUUUGUGGGGCGGGGUCGGUGACGGACCUGGUGAAGAACACUAAAGGCAACUCACUGAAGGAAGACUGGAUAGCCUACAUCUGCAGAGAGAUCCUGCGGGGCCUGUCUCACCUCCACGCCCAUAAGGUCAUCCACAGAGACAUCAAGGGUCAGAACGUUCUUCUCACAGAGAACGCCGAAGUCAAACUCGUGGACUUUGGGGUGAGCGCUCAGCUGGACCGAACCGUGGGCAGGAGAAACACCUUCAUCGGCACUCCCUAUUGGAUGGCUCCCGAGGUCAUCGCCUGCGACGAGAACCCCGACUCCACAUACGACUACAGGAGUGAUAUCUGGUCUCUCGGGAUCACAGCCAUAGAAAUGGCAGAAGGGGCACCUCCGUUGUGCGACAUGCAUCCUAUGCGAGCCCUCUUCCUCAUCCCCAGGAACCCUCCGCCCAAACUCAAGUCAAAGAAAUGGUCCAAGAAGUUCAUCGACUUCAUCGAGGGCUGCCUGGUCAAGACGUACCCCAGCCGGCCCUCCACCGAGCAGCUGCUCAAGCACUCCUUCAUCCGGGACCAGCCCACCGAGCGGCAGGUGCGCAUCCAGCUCAAGGACCACAUCGACCGCACCCGCAAGAAGCGCGGCGAGAAAGAGGAGACUGAGUAUGAAUACAGUGGCAGUGAUGACGACGAUGAGAACCGCGGGGACGACCGAGAGUCCAGCUCCAUCCUGAAUGUCCCGGGCGAGUCGACGUUGCGGCGGGACUUCCUGCGUCUGCAGCAGGAGAACAAGGAGCGCUCGGAGGCCCUGAAGCGGCAGCAGGCCCAGCUGGCCGCGCAGCGCCGCGACCCCGAGGAGCACAAGCGCCAGCUGCUGCACGACCGCCAGAAACGCAUCGAGGAGCAGAAGGAGCAGAGACGCCGCCUGGAGGAGCAACAGAGAAAAGAGCGAGAGAUGGUGCGACAGCAGGAGAAGGGCCCCCACCGCCGGCUGGAUGACAUGCGGAGGGAGGAGGACCGGAGGAUGGCCGAGCGAGAGCAGGAGUACAAGCGCAAGCAGCUGGAGGAGCAGCGGCAGUCGGAGCGUCUGCAGCGGCAGCUGCAGCAGGAGCACGCCUACCUGGUGUCCCUGCAGCAGCAGCAGCAGCAGCAGCAGCAGCAGGACAAGAAGCCCCAGCUCUACCACUACAGCAAGAACCUGGAGGCCAACAACAAGCCGGCGUGGGCCCGCGAAGUGGAGGAGCGGAGCAAGCUAAACAGACAGGGCUCGCCCAAAAUCUGCACCACUGUGUCCGACACCAACAUCCAGUCACGCUCCGACUCCAUCAACCAAUCAGGGGCGGCGCAGGCUGCCCAGACCCCACCCAUGCAGCGUCCGGUCGAACCACAGGGUGGACAGGGCAAGUUCCAGAUGGCUCACCUGGUGCCGCUGAAGCCGUACGCGGCGCCCGUGCCUCGCUCGCAGUCCCUGUGCGACCAGCCCACUAAGACCAUGUCCGCCUUCCCCACGCAGGAGCCCUCCCCCACCCCCACCCCCCGCCCGCUCCACCCCCGCGAGCUCGUGCGCCAGAACUCCGACCCCACCUCCGAGAGCCAAGCCCCGCAGCCGCGGCCAAUGAGGGAGGACCGCGGGCCGUGGAUCCGCCUCCCUGAGGCCGAGCAGCCACCCAAAAUCCCCCAGCGGACUACCUCGAUCGCCACGGCGCUGAACACCAACCUCUCCUCCGGGAUCAGACACCCAGUCCGCGCCAGCAAUCCCGACCUGAGCCGCAAUGACCGCUGGGAGAGGGGCGACAGCAUGAGCGUGGUGUCCAACCUGCCCCAGACAGGCUCCCUGGAGAGACACCACAUUCUGGGCUCCUCCAAAAUGGAUUCGUCUCCCAUCCUGCACCAUGACGGGCGGCACAAGCCAGGGGAGUCGCGCACCUCCUCGCGUCCCAGUCGCCCAGCGAGUUAUAAGCGAGCUAUAGGAGAGGACCACGGGCUCUACACUAAUAAGGAGCGGGCCGAAGAGCAGCCCAGACCUCCGGUGAAGGCCAACGACUACUCCUCUUCCUCGGAAAGUAGCGAGAGCAGCGAGGAGAGCGAGAGCGGAGAAGGACCGGAGGAGGAGGAGAGCCCGACUGACCGUCCACGGGAUGCAGACACCGACUCUGUGAACACGAUGGUGGUCCAUGAGGAAGAGGAAGGAGAGGUGAGAGAGGAAGAGCGAGCUGGAGGGUACGGGGACCAGACAAUGCUGGUGCAACGAACUCCAGAGAAGCGUAGCCAUAAUGGCUACACCAACCUGCCUGACGUGGUGCAGCCCUCCCACUCCCCCACUGACUCCACCUCCUCGCCAGGGAAAGACUCUGCCUAUGAUUAUCAGUCACGUGGUCUGGUAAAGGCGUCUGGCAAGUCCUCCUUCACUACUUUUGUGGAUCUGGGAAUGUACCAUCCACAAGGUGGGACAGGGGAGUCCAUUCCAGGAACACUGGGGCCGCGGUUUGAGCAGCUGAAGGCUGAAGUGCGCAAGGGCUCCAUGGUGAACGUGAACCCCACCAAUACCCGCCCUCACAGCGACACGCCCGAGAUCCGCAAGUACAAGAAGCGUUUCAACUCUGAGAUCCUGUGCGCUGCUCUGUGGGGUGUGAACCUACUGGUCGGCACAGAGAAUGGACUGAAGCUGUUGGACCGCAGCGGUCAGGGCAAAGUCUACCCCCUCAUCAACUCGCGCAGAUUCCAGCAGAUGGACGUCCUGGAGGGACUCAACCUGCUCAUCACUAUAUCAGGGAAGAAGAAUAAAGUGCGCGUGUACUACCUGGCCUGGCUCCGCAAUAAGAUCCUGCACAACGACCCCGAGGUGGAGAAGAAACAGGGCUGGACCACUGUUGGGGAGAUGGAGGGCUGCGUGCACUACAAAGUGGUGAAAUACGAGAGAAUCAAAUUUCUGGUCAUCGCUUUGAAGAAUGCAGUGGAGGUGUACGCCUGGGCUCCCAAGCCUUAUCACAAAUUCAUGGCUUUCAAGUCUUUCAGUGACCUGCCCCACAGGCCCUGUUUGGUGGAUCUGACGGUGGAGGAGGGCCAGAGGCUUAAGGUCAUCUACGGGUCCAGCGCUGGCUUCCACGCCAUCGAUGUGGACUCUGGGAACAACUACGACAUCUACAUCCCUGUGCAUAUUCAGAGUCAGGUGACGCCCCACGCCAUCGUGUUCCUGCCCAGCUCUGAUGGCAUGGAGAUGCUGCUCUGCUACGAGGACGAGGGCGUCUACGUCAACACCUACGGCCGCAUCAUCAAGGACGUGGUGCUGCAGUGGGGAGAGAUGCCCACCUCCGUGGCGCACAUCUGCUCCAACCAGAUCAUGGGCUGGGGCGAGAAGGCCAUCGAGAUCCGUGCGGUGGAGACGGGCCAUCUCGACGGCGUCUUCAUGCACAAGAGAGCCCAGAGGCUCAAGUUCCUGUGCGAGAGAAACGACAAGGUGUUCUUCGCCUCGGUGCGCUCUGGGGGCAGUAGCCAGGUGUACUUCAUGACUCUGAACAGGAACUGCAUCAUGAACUGGUGAACAGCGAGGAGCUCACACUGCCAUUCCACUCUGCUGUUUGUGGUUGUUGUCGUCGUCGAGGUUCUCUUCUACUCCCUACAACAAGCCCUCUCUUUUCAUACGCCUGUACACACUCGACACAAUGUUUAAACGAUGUUGCUUGCAUAUAGCUCGGAAAACCGAUGGGUGCAGCUAUUGCCAUGUUACCGAGACACAUGUGGACACACUUCAAUGCUGUUAUCAGUAUCCCCACAGAUCUAAGAUUCACACACACACACACACACACUCACACAUAGACACACUUAAAGCCACAUGCAUGCACCUCGGGUGCUGGUACGUAGGGUCGGAGGUCUAUUCUGAAAUCCUCACCAUUGUGAGAUUCCCUGGUGUUGCCUCUGGGUGUAUUAGUGUGUGUGUGUGUAGUUUUUUUUUUUUUCCCCUUCUUUUCCUCCUCUGUCUCGCUCAUGGUGCACUCCAGAAGCUCACAGUAGACACGAAUCCAGAACAGACUCCAGAUGUCCUCUGUACUGUACAUAGCCCCGUAUUAACACACCACAUCAGUCCUUAAACAACAUUCCUUCCUGUCCUCCUGAUCAACAGAAAUUAUGAUAAACUGUACAGAAAUCAAUUUUGAAAAUAUGUUAAGAGAGAUUUUGUUUUUGCAGGGGAGCCAAAAAUCAACACGCAGUCUGUCAUUAUUAUCAUUUAACCAGAGCUAGCAUAUUAGAGACUGGCAGGCCUGUCUACUGUAUUAAGCUUCCUGUUGGGGUGACGCCUUUGCAGAGCUCUUUGCCUGAAAUGUACUGCAACAGCGCACUCUGGUGUUUAGGAGUGGCAUUGCAACGCCUGUAAUUUUACCAUUCAUCACUUUGUAGUCUUGUAGAGCAGGUUUUCAUGCAGGCAAAAAAAAAACUAAAAAAUCAUAGUGGUUGACUUUUCAUUUUUCAAAAUAGGGGUUUGGGGGGGCUUUUAAGAACGCUGACUUCGCCUGUUGGCCUCUAAUUGAAAAACACUUUUGCAGUGGUGGUGGUGGUACCCCGAUAAUCGCGGCGGUACCUGCUCGGGGAUGACUCUUUGCGUCGGACACUUUGUGGGGCCGGUAGUAAACACACACACACCUUACGGGCGGCUGAACUCAAGCUGAACGCGGAGCGCCGCUGCGCCCCCAGACUACUGCUCGACCUCUGCUUCUUGCUUCUCACUUCUCACCCUGCUGUGCGUUAAGAAACCUACGAAUCUAAAAGAAUCUGUCUGUCCAAGUAACGGAAAACAUGUACUCCUACAUAGGAGGCAGUCAAUCCAUUUUCUGUUUUUUUUUCUUCUUUUUUUUUUAAUGGCAGUCUUUUUUUCUCUCCUCUCAAUGUCCUCUAAGUUCCUCUAUAUCUACAGCGAUUUGAUAUUCUCCGUACUGUAUCCGUACUUGAUAUUAUUCCUGCUUUUAUUCUCUACUGUUUUAUUGCUGUUCUAUUGCAAUAUGUGCCGUUCUAGUGCCGUUCUCGUUUGAAGUUCUAUAGAGGGGACCUCUUCAGUUUUUACAGUGGGAGAAAGGCUUUUUGGGGAGGGCGGGAGCGGAGGGUAUUUCUCAGAGGAUUCGGAAUAGUAUAGUGUGACUUUUGAGAGAUAGAGAUCAUUCUCUCUAUUGAGCUUGAAGGAUAUGUGAAAUACCGGUCAGAUCGUCGGUCAUUCUAUGGCCUAUAUUAAUAACAGAUAUAACUCCAGAGCAACUCUUUGGUUGGCCCUUUCUGUCUUGAUGUAAUUAUUUGCGGCUUGUAACAGAGAUGUCAGGUUGUGUUUAGUGUGUGUGUGUGUGUGUGUGUGUGUGUGUGUGUGUGUGUGUGUGUGUGUGUGUGUGUGUGUGUGUGUUUUACCCAUGUGUAUGUUUGUGUGAUAGAGCAACUGGAAAGAGUUUAUGAACUAACCGUUCUAAGCAAUAGCAUCACGAGCCUUCAGCCACUGAUGCAGCAGUUGUGUUGUGUGCUUGUCAUCCACACACACCCCACCCCCCCCCACACACACUCAUGUUCCCCUCCAUGUGUUCAGUGCUCUGCCUUUCUAAGCACACAGUGAGAGGGUCAAGUGUGAUUUCUACUCAUUUCAAAGCUAUUCAACAAAAUGAUUAGGAAAAGAGAAUAUGAAUUAGAAUUUACAUCACUUCAUAUAAAUAUAUGUAUAUAUAUAUACACUGAAGCACUUGAAUAUCUUAAUAACUGAAAGAAAUGAAGAUUAUAUUCAAAUGUUAUCAAGCACUUUGAUCUUCCCUAAUAUGUAGGCUUUUAUUUUCCAUUUUGUUUCCGAGUCUAAAAUUGUAUAAAUGUCCCUGUAUACCAGAAGACCAAUGCUUGUGUCUUCCUCCAACUGAAGGACGCAUUACAAUUUGCCCAAAUGUUUUGGUCCAGCAUUAAGCUUAAAUCUCAGUAUCCCAACGUUUGGAAUAAUUACAUAUCAUUAAAUUCUUAUAACCAGAUGAUAGAUGAUAGAUAGCAUUGAAUAGCAAAAUGCUACCCUGAUUGAUAGCCAUCAGUUUAUUGUGUGUGUGAAUGGCUUUACAGCACACUUCAAUACAUUUCAAUCCUGGACCUAAAACAAGCAUGGCACAAUAAUAUGCCACUGCCAACAGAACACAGUCAAAUAUUGGACCAAUGGGCAGAAAAAAACUCAUUAGAAAUACAAUCAGUCUUUUGCUUAUGAAGCCAAACUGCCAUGUUUACCACUAUUGCUGUGCCUUGGGAUGGGAUAGGUGGUCUGUAAACGUGCGAUUGUGUUUGUGUGUAAUUGGAAGGAAAGGUGAGACUGACAGACAGAGGGAGGGAGGGAGGGAGGGAGGGAGGGAGAGGUGUCUUUGAGUCAGUGCAGAAGCUGAUCACCUCUCCUCAGGGAUGUAAGCCAAGGAACAUCAGGGCCUACAGAUUAAAGACCAAAUCAAAAUGGCAGCCCCUCCUCCUGGUUCAUAAAGAAAGGUGUCUUGUGCCAACAAAGUGCACUUAAUCUACCCAAAGCCAGAACAGACCCUUGAUUUCCACCUUUAAAACCGAUUCAAAACAUAAAGCCAUGACUUUGGAAUGAUUCUUUUAGUCAAGCAACAGGCAUCUAUUCCCUGGCGUGUGUCACCUCAACCGGGCAUGUUGCUGUGCUUUCUCACGCCAUUUAGCCAGGAGGGAAAGCUGUGAGGCAGACAUGGACAGCAGGCUAGAGAUGGAGAGACGUGCGUGGCGGACUGUGGGCUGUUUCCUAGCGGGCACCAGUAUCCCACAACUCUGUGCUAUUUGUAAUUACAUCGUGCCUGUGGACAGAAUGCUCCAACUUUCAUGCUUGCCGUUCACCUGUGCAAGUUGGUUGCCAUGGAGAGGGACCUAGCUCCCUGCAUCGCCAUGCUGAUCUGGCUGAAUAUUUUUUUAUUUUUUUUUUAGUUUUGUUUUUGUCUUGUCUCGUCGUUCCCGUAUCCUGGCCAGCUGAGAGAUCCACCGCCAUACUCCUCCACUCUCUGAUAACUAGACUUGCGAAAAUGAGCGAGAGACCUAGUAAGAAAAGCCAUCACUUUUUUCAACAUUGCUGCAGAUUGCUUGGAAGUAUUAGUGUGGAGAUGCUGGUGGCGAAAGGCUGUAUUAGGGUUCAUCUGUGUUCCGUGAACUAUUAAGAAACACUUGGAAAGCUUUUAGAGAGGCCUAAGAGAUGAUUUUGCUAUAAUGGGGAGGGGUCAGGGAGAAAAAUUAAUAUAUACAGUAAGCUCUAUAAGGAUGAGGAUAUUUUUAUUACAUAGAUAUGUAAAUUAUAUUGAAAGAAUUUAACGAAUGUACCUCCACUGAAGAGAUUUCUGUGUAACAUAUUUUUACCGAUAUAUUAGCAAUCUAAGCACAAUACAUUUCUGAUUCAAUAGGAUACUGUAGCUGUACGUGUGGCUAUAUACACAGUAUAACUUUUUGAGCAUUAGAAUGAGUUCCCUUCUCUUUUUUCUCUUUCCUUUUGUUUUUGUGUAAAAAAAAAAAAAACUUUUUAGAAGAAUGUGUGUGGGUGUGACCGUAGUUUGGGGCAGGUGUAAGAGCUUUUUCUGAUCAAGGUGCAUCAUGCCCAGCCCUCUCUUUCUCUCUCUCAGGAGAGGUGAGCAGGGGGGAGGGAAGGACCAGUCUCGUGUUGGGCAUGAUGGUGUUCUUGACAAGUAAAUAGUCACCUUUUCUUCACUGAAAGGUGUUUUGAAUCAGUAAAAAUACAUUUCUUCGUUACACUUUUUUUACUUAACAUUUUUUGCCCUGACGAAUGAAAUUCGUAUCUCAAGCAUGGCAUUAAUUGCCAGAAACCUUAGCAAUGUGUUAAUUGUUAUUACAAACACGUGUAAUUAAUAAAUUCAUUUCAAAGCCAUUUUGGUUUGCACUCACAGUUUCACAUUCACUGCAACAAUUUCACAGGUCGGUUUAUAUUAUGUGAAGUAAUCAUUACCACAUUGCAAUAAAAAUGUUGACUUGGUCAAGCUCGAAACACUGCUUUCAUUUCAGAGCAAUAUUGUCUAAAUUGUAUGCCUUGAUGAACUCUUAUGGGCUCCAAUGUUUGUGUGUACUUGUGUUGGUGUGACAGGAUCCAAUGUAAAGGGUAAUUGUGGCCUUUUGUGGCGUCUCGAAUCCACUACUUUCAUCAUCCAGAUGAGUACACAUGCUAAAUUUUGGUCUUUGUGUCCCCCCCCCCCCCCCCCCUCUCCAAACUAACUGAUCUUGUAAAAUGAACAAAAAAACAGUGGUGGAUCUCACUAAUAAUACACUUACAGUAUAUUUGCAGAAAUACAAAAACCUCUGUGGUGGAAUUGGAUGUUUAGUAGCAGGCUCAGAAUGCCAUUAAUCAUUACUGUCAAGGUGGUAAUUUUAGUGAUGCAGUGUAUUUCUGCAGCUGUCUUAAUCAGAAAAGGCCUUUUGACUGCUGUUUUUAGAUAUUGAUCUAUUUAAUCUGCUGUAAUCAGUUCUUAGCAAAUGGCAUUUCCUCUGACUCUAUAAUAAAGAAGAUAAAGAAAUCAUUAUCCUAGAUGGACUUUUCUAAGUAUUCACAAGGUUUGGAAGAAGUUAAACUCUGUAGAAUGUUGUCAUGGUAACCAGGAGAGGUUAAAUCUGAAGCGUUCUAAGUUGAUAUCCUCUGUGAUGGGUUGAUAACGUUAUCUUUUUAUUUCAUGUUUUAUUUUCAUUUUAAUAAUAAAAAAAAAAGUUUGUUUUUCUUUUUUUGGAUAAGUAGAUGUUUGAGCUGUAUUUUAGUGUUCAUGUUUUAAGGGUGGGAACUUGAGAUUGUACUUCAUGAACAGAUGAGAUUUAAAGUCUUAAAAAUAUUGUGUUGAAUGAACUCAUGAGUCUGUCAUGUCUUAACACAGGACUGGUUGGUAAAAUUAAAAAUACUUUGAUCUCA